AUGAAUAAGAAAGUAGAAAUUAUUUCUCAAACUCCUCAUGGUAUUAUAUCUUGUGAGAAAGAUCCAGAUAUUUAUAAUGUUUGCUCAUUUAGUAGCGAACAUCGAAUUGUUGAUAUGCUUCUUUUUGAAUGUACUUGCCCAAGCAAAGACAAAGCAUUUUGUUCGCAUAUAAGAGCAGUUUCAAAAAAAUUCCAAACAAGAUACAAUCGUGAAAUAUUCAAUAUAUAUUCGAUAUUAAACGAUAUUAAUAUUAAAAAUUCAUUUGCAUCAUGCUAUGAUAAAGCAGAAAAUCACUUCAACUUGUUUUUGAAAUCAAUAAAUAAGCUUUUUCAUUUCAAUAAUUUCUUAGAAAAUCAAGAUUUAUUCUCUUUGGAAGCAAAACAAAGAUAUAAAAGAGUUCUAUAUGCUAUUUUAAAAGCUUUAAGUUCUAUUUCGUGGAGAAAUCACUUGAUAAAGACAAAAGAUAGCAACUUUAUUAAUUCGAUUAAUUACGCUAAUAAUGCAAGAAAUUCAAUUAAAGUAGACUUGUUGUUAAAUUCAAUAAAUUUUUCAUUAUCAAAUAUUAAGAGAGAAGAUUUUCCUACUGUUAUUGAAUUUCUCAAAGCAAUAGAGUCUAAUUCUUUGCAAGAAAUAGGGAUUUUCAAUACAACUAGUAUUUUUAAUAUUCUAGCGAGUAUUUUAAACGAGAAAAAAAUAUCAAAUGCAAACAAAGAAAUAUUAAUUAGUGGAAUUUUAGAGUUGUUUUGUUCAAAUAAUUUUUAUUUGCAAUUUCAAGAAAAAAAAAUAGAAAAGAAAUAUAAUGGAUUUGACUGUAAGUUUUUAAAUACAAUCAUUAAAACAAUUAAAAGAUAUGUAAAUUACAUUGAUACAAAGUUGACCAGAGAAUCAGUUAAUUUUAUUUUAAUGGAGGAAUUUGGAUUAGAUUUAGAUUUUUUGGGUAUAAGCGAAAGAGAUAUAAUUCGAGAAAUAUCUUUGCUCAAAAACAAUGCAAUGCAGAAUACGAGAGUAGUUGAUUUAUUAUCUCUUAAAAUUCAUCAAAUUGAUUUAUUUAUUUCAAACUCUAAGGACCCUCUUAAUAAUAAUUUUUUCACAAACUAUAAUUUAAUUAAUGUUAUUCAUUCGGCACCAAUACUAAUUGAUUUAUAUGAUUAUUUAUUUUGGUACUCCGCUAGUAACCAUAUUAAAUUUGGGGAGUUAACGGAAUUUUUAGAGAAUAAUAUUGACAACGAAUUAUUAGGUCAUUUUUAUUUCGUUAAAUUUUCAAAAAGUGGCAAUCGACACAAAUUAAUUAAUUCAAUGUUAACUAAUAAUCAAAUCUGCAUUUAUAAAGUUUCAAAGCCAAAUAAUGAGAAAUAUUCAGCUACUCAUGUUUACUAUUCAUUUAUGAUUGAUUCAAUAAACCAAUGUGAUGGAAUAAAAACUUUGAAUUAUUUUUUAGGUGGAUGCAUCCAAGAAAAUGGAAUUGAUUAUUUUGUUAAAUUAUUUCCAAAAGAAAUACUAAUGAACGAUAUAUCAUCACGCAUUCAUAAAUCCUUUAAUUUAAUUGAUUUUUUUUCAUGUAUUUUAAAACUCUGUCCUCCAAUUCUAUAUGUAGAUUUGUGGGACUAUAUACUAAUAACAAUUUUAUCUGCCUUAAAAGUCGAAAAAGAUCAAUUUAUUAUGUCAUUAUAUCGAUUUUUUGUAAAUAAUAGUAAUAUAUUUGAAUUAAAUAAAUUGAUUCAUAUUAUUCCACUCCAAAUGAAAAGUGAUUUUUAUUUCGAAGCAUAUAAUAGUUCUUUAUGCUUACCAGAAUUAUCUGGAAAUGAAGAUGAUGGUUUGAAAGAAAAUAAUGAGAGUAAACAAGAGGAAUUGUUCUUGAAGAAUGAAUUUUCUUCUGAAGAUUUGAUUUGUAAUUAUUGUUUGAGCCUUAAACCCAAGAAUUUAAUUGACUGUGAAAGUUUUAUAAGGUCAAUACAAAGGCAAAGAUUUGGAAUUUCAGAUAAUAUUCAAGAUAACGAUUACAACCGGAUAAUUGAAAAUUAUACUAGAAUAAUAAACCAAUCAUGCAAAAAUCUGUCCAUUAAGCUUUAUACAAAAACCGACCACUUUAUAUUUGAACUAAUACAAAAUGCUGAUGAUAAUCAUUAUUGUUCUUGUAUUGGUAGAAUUCCUUCAAUUAUCUUUGCAUUUCAUAAAAAUGGUGUACUUGUGAUUAACAAUGAGGUCGGAUUUACAGAAAAAGAUGUAAGUUCAAUCUGUGAUAUUGGAAACAGUUCAAAAAAUCAAAAUGAAAAAACAAUUGGUUGUUUUGGAAUUGGAUUUAAAAGCGUGUUUUCAAUUACAAACACUCCAUUUAUAUUUAGUAAUGGUUACUGUUUCAUGUUCAAUUUAAAUUCUGAGCAUGGUUCUUAUAUUUUUCCAGAAUGGGUUGAUGAUGAAUUAUGCAAUUUAAUUCCACUACACAAAUUUCAUAAUGAAUAUGAUAAAGAAAUUUCAACUUAUAGGACUAAAUUUUGGUUUCCUUUCAAAAAGAAUAUUGAUUUUGAAGAUGUAAAACUAAAUGAAAAUAUAAUUUUAUUUACAAAUAAAAUUAAAAGAAUUAAAUUAAUUACUAACAACAGAGUGUCAUUAAUUACAAGAAAUGACCAACUAAUUUCAAGUGAUGUUGUAUUAGUAAAUAUUUUGAACGAGAUUAUAUAUGAUGAAUGCCCUAGCAAGAAGCGAAAACUCUCCUUUAAUAAAAAUAGAACAAAAUCAUUCUUAAUUGUAAAUCAUAAUUUUAAAGUUCCCAAAAAUAUUUCAAAUUUAGCUAAUACAAAAAAGUCAAAUACUAUCUCAAUUGGAAUAGAAAUAAAUAAUGAAUUAGAUUCAUUUGAUGGAGAAUGUGACUGUGGCAAUAAAGAAAUUUUUUCAUUUUUACCUAUUAGGUCAUAUGGGCUAAAAUUUAUAAUUCAGGCAGAUUUUGAUCUUACGUCAUCUAGAGAAUCAAUUUCUGUUGAUUCAAAUUGGAACAUUUACAUUCGUGAAAAUAUACCUAAUGCUUUUAUUCACAUGUUGUCAAAGUUACGUGAAAUAAGUGGUUUUCAUUUGUUAAAGAAGUCAUUUUUGAGUAUAUUGCCCACAAGAACAGACAAUAUAGACGAGUUCUUUCUGCCCAUUAUUUCCAAAAUAAACCAAGUUUUAAUUUAUGAAAAGUGUAUUUAUACUUAUGAAAGAACAUUUACUCAACCUUCUAAUUCUGUUUAUAUUAAUAAGAAUUCAAAGGUAAAUGAGAUAUUAAUACAUAUUUUUCCUAACACUAAUGAGUUUUCUUAUCUAUUAAACAAAUAUUCAAAUAAAUUCUUAAUUUGCAAUAUAUUUACGAGUAACACAGAAAAUGUUUUAUUUGAAGACUUGAGAAUAUCCGAGUUCAAUAUAAAUAUGCUAAUUGAUUUAAUUAGUGGAAUUAUUUUGGAUUAUUCGUAUUUUGGUAGAAGCUAUGAAUGGUAUUUCAGUUUGUUUCUCUUAAUUGAACAUUUAAUGAAUACCUCUGAUGAUAUUAAUUCUAAUUUGAGAAAGUUGCAGAGACUUCCUUUAUUUUUGACGGAAGAGGGCCGUUAUAUAGAAUCAAUCAAUAUUGAUUCCUCAAAUAAACAGUUAUUUUUGAUGGAUGAGAAUUUACCUUCAAUUUCAAAAUUAGGAAUACAUUUUAUUAAAAAGGAAUUCAUUUUUCAGCUGAAAGAAUUCUAUAAAGAUGAAUUAAUAAAUUAUAAUAAGGUCAUCAGUUUCAUACAAAGUCUUGGACCUUAUUUCUUAAAAAAUGACGAGUAUUAUGAAAUAAUUAGCAAGAGUCUUACAUAUAACAAUUUAAGUAUAGAUGAUCAUAUUCUAUUCACUUACUUGCUCGCAAAAUCUGAAUAUAUCUCAAAUAAUAAUGAACAAAUAUUUGCAAUUAAUUCAAGUGACGAAAUGUUGCCACUAACAGCAAGAAAUUUUCAUCUAUUCAAUAAAAGUGAGAAAUAUUCAAUAAUUGAAAGUGCCUAUAAAAUGAUUGAUAACCAAAGCAGGAAUUUAAUUAACGACCUUUCUUACAAUACAUUUAGCAAAAAGUAUCUUCAUCAUGCAGACGAGUCCUUUUGGAACUCGUUUUUUAGAAAAUUUGGAAUAACAAUUUUACCUUUUUAUUUUGAGAAAAUUCAAUUUAACAAUUUAAUUGACUAUAAAGAGUUUCUUAAAUCAGUUAGCAAACUAGAUAAUAAUAAAUUAAUAGAUCAACAUAUUGAAUCUAUUUAUAACAUAAAGAAUUCAAAUCAAAUUAUGAUUACAGAUUUCUAUUGCCAUGGAAUUGAGUCAUUAGCAAUAAUAAUGAGUGAUACAUUAACAAAACAUACUGGAAAUAAAUAUUUUGAGGAGUUAUUGACAACAAUCUCAAAUCAAAUUAUUCAUUGUAUUUGUGAUUUUUGGGAAGAAAUUCAAAUUUAUUGGUCAAUUACUAUUCAUGAAAUAAUAAAGAAGCCUUCUUUUGUACAUUUUCAAUUUUCAUCUUAUCCAAUUUUUAUCUCCAAAUAUUUAUUUAACAAUAAUUUCAUUUUUCAACAAUUAUGCCCACCAAAAUCUUUGACAUUAUACGUUAAAACACAACAUCAUGAGGUAAUUUCAAAAUUUGUAAAUUUUUUAAUAUUAGAUGUUCCAGAAAAAAGUAGUCUGAUUACUCUAUCAGAUGCAUUUUCUUCUAGAAUUGAAAUUAAUUUAGACUAUUUAUGUUUAUUGGUUGAAGCUUUAAAUAAUCCCAAAGAUAAAAUAAGUUUAUACAAUAAAAACCAAAUAGACCCAAAUUCGUAUAUUUUACUACUUGAAUUAAUAAUUAAAGAGUCAAGAUCAAACUUUUCAAUUAGUUCAAUAAACUUAUUAAAAAAAAAUCUGAUGGUUCCUCUUCAGGAUGAAAGUAAAGAUUUUGUUUGGAAAAGUAUUCAGGACUUAUAUUGGAAUGAUGAAAACAUAUUACCAAAAAACUAUUCUCUUUUAUAUCAAUUUUCAGUUAUACAUAAAUUGAGCAUUUCAAUUAAUGAGAUCAUGAGUUUUUUUUUAAUACUUGGAGUUCCCAUAAAACCAGAAAAAAAGCAUCUAAUUACUCAUUUAUUAGAAAUAUAUAAAAUUGAACGAAUUGAGGUGGAUUCAAAAAUAUUACUGACUUAUGUUGGCAUUAUUACUCAACUAUAUAAAAUUGAUAGAACAAUAUUGAAUGAUUUGCUGAAGUUACCUGUUGUUAAAAAAAAUUAUUGUAGGUGGCUUGACAUGAAUCUAAUAAAUGAUUGCCAUUUGAUAUUUUCGGAUUCUGCAUUGUUUCAUUAUUUUAUUUAUAAGAAGUUAUUCUCAAUAAAAAAAGUUAUCUGGUCACCUAUGCUUUUCACAUUUAUACAAUCUAAUUUAAGUAGUGAGAAUCAAGAUCUUGAUGCACUAAUUUACAAUUGGAAUAUUUUUUGUUCACAAUUAUCUCCUAAUUUGGAGAAUAAUAAUUAUUUUAAUAUUCCUUCUGAAAAUCAUUGCAACUUAGAUUCAUCUUUUUAUUAUGAAAUUAUUGUUAAUCUUUUUGGGCCACUAUAUGAAGAAUCUAUUAAGAACCAAAUUAAGAUAAGAAAAAAUUGGAGUCAAUUAAUUUCAAAAAGCAAUAUAAUAAUUUUGAGCUCAGACAUUUCUAUCAGAUGCCUAGAAAAAACUUUAUGUAUUCCUGGUAUAUUUGAUAUAAAAACAAAUAAGUUGUAUGUUAAACACCAAAAUAAUUUGGGAAAUGAUGAUAUCGAAGAAAUAUUGCUUUCCAUACUUACAUUUAUUAGUUCUUUCUUUCCAAAAAAUUAUCCCAACAUAAAAAGUCUAAUGGUAACAAAACUUAUAUUUAAAGAUGCAAUUAAGGAAUUUGAAUCUUCAAAAAAUAAUAUGGCUUGGGAAAGAUUCAUAAUUAAUUGGAUCCAGAAAAUAGAAACAGAAAUCUUCGGAUUUAAAAUUGAUUUAAAGUACUUUUUGUUCUCGGAUUAUGUAGAUUGCAGUGCUUUCCAGCUGAGCAAAAACGCUCAAAUAAACGAAGGGUUACAAAUAGAAUAUAAUACUAACUGCCCAAAGAAGGUUAUUUUAGAUAUAGGUAAGAUGGGAGAAGAAUUAGCCUUUGAGUACCUGAAAGAAAAUUUUAAUAAGGAGACGGGGGUUAGCGAAUUCAAUAUAAUUUGGGUUAAUGAAAAUGUAGAAUCGGGUCUUCCUUAUGACAUAGUCCUAGUUUUUAUUGAUGAAAAAAGUGAAACUAAGGAGGAAAUAUUCGUCGAAGUUAAAUCAUCAUCGAAAAAAGAAAAAAAUUUUUUUUUUAUUUCUUUCAAUGAAUGGAAGUUCGCAGAAAAACUACAGAAUAAUUAUUGGUUACUCCACGUUUUGGGUGUUAAUUGUAAUUCUUCAAAAUUAAGUUUAAAUGACCUAGAAUACAAAAUAAUUAGGAAUCCAUAUGAAUCUUGGAGAAAUGGAAAUUUAAAAAUGAUACUAUCAGAGAGUUAA
This is a messenger RNA of Cryptosporidium ubiquitum, 6495 nucleotides long. Its product is annotated as superfamily I helicase. The transcript has a single exon. Bases 1 to 6495 code for a protein of 2164 amino acids. Gene Ontology annotation, molecular function: zinc ion binding. NCBI's taxonomy places the organism in Eukaryota, Apicomplexa, Conoidasida, Eucoccidiorida, Cryptosporidiidae. The record is from RefSeq and is a predicted model, not a curated record.